GGAUGUAACGAUAUCCACCGCUUACCUAUGUCACGAAGAAAAUACAUACGAACAGCGCUGUCACGAAGUGGGUUGUGGUAUUUCCUUGCAAAAGUCACCGAGCUUCUAGAUACGGUAUUUAUGGUGUUGAGAAAGAAACAGAAUCAAUUGACUUUCCUUCACGUUUAUCACCAUACAGUAACGGUCCUUGUUUCGUGGUGCUACUUGAAAUUGCUGCCUGGUGAACAAGGUGUCGUAGUAGCUUUUUUGAAUUCCGUCGUUCACAUUAUUAUGUACAGUUAUUAUUUCAUCGCCGCGCUUGGCUCAAAAUACAAAAAGUACAUUUGGUGGAAGAAAUAUAUGACCUGUAUUCAGCUGUAUUUUAUAUUAUUUUAUAAUAUUUUAAGUCACAACUUUACUUACUGUUCUGUUUUACAAGAAAUUUCUUGUUCGAUUUCUCUUAACACUAUAUUAACAGAUUCUUUACUUAAUCGAAAUCGAGCAUGA
Messenger RNA from Linepithema humile (Argentine ant), 486 nucleotides. The record is from RefSeq and is a predicted model, not a curated record. NCBI's taxonomy places the organism in Eukaryota, Metazoa, Arthropoda, Insecta, Hymenoptera, Formicidae.